UCCCUGUUCUAACUGUUUCGUCGACAAUAGUUGCUACGAUCAAUUAAGAUUCUCACUCAAGGAACCGAUAUCCAGACUCGGACUGUCCGCUAUAAAAGCGCUGGAUGGUGCUAUGUCUGCACAAACUCCAUACGCCCCAUCAUGACCAUAGUCACAGAUGGUCCCGCUUUCUUACCGUUUGUCGGUAAUGCUAGUCUUGUUAGCUAUUUUGCAGUUGUAUCUUCUGCCGUGAUGGUAUACGAUUGGGCAUUAACGUUCGGACAAGAGGCAAGGUUCUACAUCAGAAGCAAAUUGGAUAGCAAUGCAGUUGACUUGGGGCAGAUGCAACACUGGUCCUUCAUGACCAUUCUCUAUGUUUGUGUGCGCUACAUUGGAAUAUUCUAUUCUGUGAUCAUCAUACUAUGGUAUCUUCCAGUCUCGAUAACAGACGUAGUGCGCCUUAUCUUUUACUUCAUAUGGACAUGGACGCCUGUCGUCGUCAAUGCUAUGCUGGGCGUCAUCAUGACGAUUCGGAUACGUGCCAUGUAUCAACAAUCAAAAAAGAUGCUUGUCUUUCUUGUUGUAACCUUGCUGGCUUCCACGGUCGCUUCCGGCGUUAUGACGGUAAUGGUAAACAUCGGUAUUUUAGCGGAGGAAUUCAUCAUUUCUGGCUACCACGUGUGUCUUAUCAACAAUAACACAGACCAGAUGGAUCUGGGCUUGGAGCGUUUCAUAUCCACCGCUAUAUGGGAGAUCGUCGCCUUCGUUCUUGCAGUCUGGGUUGUCAUUAAACAUUUGCGUGAGCUCCGACAAUCUUCGACGGGACCGACCGUUAGGGACUGUUUUAUGGUGUUAACUAAAAGUCACGCAUUUUACUUCGUAGCCUUAGCUGCUGUAGCUUGCUUGAGCCUAGGCACACUGUCUUCAAAUAUCAUGUACUCAUUGUCUGUGGGAAAUGCCCUUUAUAGCGCUGUCCUCCAAAUCGCCCAGGUCUUGCAGAUGUUUAUACUAGGGCCGCGUCUGAUCCUCAGCAUUCGUGAAUAUCAUGCUAACCUCUUGGUCAUGUCCGACGAGGGAACAGUCAUGACGUCCAUUCAUUUCCAGGCUGGUGGCGAUGCGUUGAAUGGCAGAGAUGUGUUGACGGGUGGAUGUCUAACACAGGAAACUAUAUGAUCAACCACAGUACUGUACAGGGAGCAUGUAUAUUUUAUUAGUUUUGUUGUGGUAUUUAUUAGCGUUCCGGAGUGAUUUGGAGAAUAGAUUUAGGUUUUCU
This is a messenger RNA of Suillus subalutaceus, 1252 nucleotides long. RefSeq lists its product as uncharacterized. The record is from RefSeq and is a predicted model, not a curated record. The coding region runs from base 142 to 1152 and encodes 336 amino acids. Lineage: Eukaryota; Fungi; Basidiomycota; Agaricomycetes; Boletales; Suillaceae. The transcript has 12 exons.